Molecule: messenger RNA, 1999 nt
Organism: Anoplopoma fimbria (sablefish)
Lineage: Eukaryota; Metazoa; Chordata; Actinopteri; Perciformes; Anoplopomatidae
Gene: aldh9a1a.1
Product: aldehyde dehydrogenase 9 family, member A1a, tandem duplicate 1
Exons: 11
Coding region: 116-1633 (505 amino acids)
Molecular function (GO): aminobutyraldehyde dehydrogenase (NAD+) activity; 4-trimethylammoniobutyraldehyde dehydrogenase (NAD+) activity
Source: RefSeq, a predicted model, not a curated record
GUUUCCAUGUUAACUGUCUGUAUUAUCUGUACACGUGUCUGCAGUGGGAUUAAAGUGUCCUGAACGUUAUUCCGGUUUGUUGUCGGUGUUCCCUGCAGGUCCUCUCCCUGUGACUAUGGCCCAGUCGACCCUGGACAGCAUGGCCGCAGCCUGCACCGGCACCGUGCUGCUCACUGAGCCGCUGGGCUUCUGGGGUGGGAGGCGAGUGAAGCCCCGGCAGGAGAGAGACGCAGAGCCCGUGUUCGAACCUGCGACUGGCCGCGUCUUGUGUCAGAUGGUUCCCUGUGGGGCUGAGGAGGUGGAUGAGGCCAUCCAGAGCGCCCACGCUGCCUACCUACAAUGGAGCAAGAUGGCGGGCAUGGAGAGGGCUAGGGUGAUGUUAGAGGCCGCCCGCAUUAUCAGGGAAAGAAGGGAGAAAAUCGCAAAGCUGGAAGUGAUCAACAACGGCAAGUCCAUCACUGAAGCGCUGGUAGAUAUUGAUAUUGCCUGGCAGUGCAUUGAGUACUACGCUGGCCUGGCCGGUACACUCGCAGGCCAGCACGUCCAGCUUCCCGGCGGAUCGUUUGCCUACACCAGGAGGGAGGCCCUUGGUGUGUGCGUGGGAAUCGGUGCAUUUAAUUAUCCCUUUCAGAUUGCAUCAUGGAAGUCGGCCCCUGCUCUGGCAUGUGGUAACGCCAUGGUAUUUAAGCCCUCUCCGAUGACACCUGUGACUGCCGUCAUUCUGGCUGAGAUUUACAAAGAGGCGGGGGUGCCUGAUGGGCUCUUCUGUGUGGUGCAAGGCGGAGCAGACACCGGCACCUUGCUCUGCCAUCACCCGAAGGUGGCCAAAGUAUCUUUCACCGGCAGUGUGCCAACGGGCAAAAAGGUCAUGGAAAUGUCUGCAAAGGGAGUGAAGCAGGUGACUCUGGAGCUUGGAGGGAAAUCUCCCCUCCUGAUCUUCAAAGACUGUGAGCUGGAAAACGCAGUGAAGGGAGCACUAAUGGCAAACUUCCUGACACAGGGGCAGGUUUGCUGCAAUGGUACCAGAGUGUACGUGCAAAGAGAUAUCAUGCCCCAGUUCCUUGAAGAAGUGGUGAAAAGGACCAAGGCCAUCCCUGUGGGUGACCCUCUGUUGGACGGCACCCGGAUGGGCGCCCUGAUCAGCAAGCUGCAGCUGGAGAAAGUUCUGGGAUUCGUCAACCAGGCCAAGAAAGAGGGAGCCAAAGUGCUUUGUGGAGGAGAGCUUAUUGUGCCCAGUGACCCCAAAUUGAAAGGGGGCUACUUCAUGGCACCUUGUGUGCUUGAUAACUGCAGGGAUGACAUGACCUGUGUGAAGGAGGAGAUAUUCGGCCCGGUCAUGUCCGUGCUGCCUUUCGACACAGAGGAAGAAGUGAUCGCAAGAGCGAACAACACCGCCUUUGGUUUGGCCUCCGGCGUCUUUACCAGGGACAUUUCCCGAGCCCAUCGCGUAGCCGAGAAGAUUGAGGCAGGGACCUGCUUUAUCAACAACUACAACAUCAGCCCUGUGGAAGUGCCAUUUGGAGGAUACAAGAAUUCAGGUUUUGGCAGAGAGAACGGCCAGGUGACUAUCGAGUACUACUCCCAGCUGAAGACAGUGGUUGUGGAAAUGGGCGAUGUCGAGAGCCUCUUCUGAACUCCUCUCACAAAGUUAACACAGCUCGGCCAGAACUGUGAAUGAAACACUUCACUGCUGCCUUCUGUCAUGUGCUUUCAGCCAGACAUGACUACAUGUAUCUCUCUCUCUCUCUCUCUAUCUCUCUCUCUGAAGUGAUCCUACUUUAGUUUUAACCAAGUAAAUGAACACAAACCUUGGUGUCAAACUAACUGCCUAUUAACACAAAGAACAAACGCUAGUGUGUGCCUAAAGGGUGAGCCUGUGUGUAGUGACCUGUGAAUCAGGGUUAAUCAGUCUGUGCCCAGACUUGUAUACCCCAUGCUUUACUGACACACUAUUGGACAACUAACGCCUUUUUGUCAAAAUAAAAUGUUAGAAACAAAA